This is a messenger RNA of Eufriesea mexicana, 877 nucleotides long. RefSeq names its product neuropeptide Y receptor. Bases 1 to 750 code for a protein of 249 amino acids. Gene Ontology annotation, molecular function: G protein-coupled receptor activity. NCBI's taxonomy places the organism in Eukaryota, Metazoa, Arthropoda, Insecta, Hymenoptera, Apidae. The record is from RefSeq and is a predicted model, not a curated record. The transcript is spliced from 6 exons. Gene Ontology annotation, biological process: G protein-coupled receptor signaling pathway. Gene Ontology annotation, cellular component: plasma membrane.
AUGAGUGAUCAACAAAGAGAGCUUACAAUUCUGUUAAAAACAUGGUCCCUAGUAGACAUUUUAUGCCCGCUUUGUACAGCAACCCAAGUUUUUUCUUCUUCUGUAACAAUUUUCAGUUUGACUGCAAUUGCUGGUAUUCAAUAUCGUGCGAUUAUGAAACCUCUUAGUGUCAAAUUAGGAAAACGCACAAUGAGAUUUUUAAUUAUUACAAUUUGGCUUAUCUCUAUCAUAAUUGCAAGUCCAGUCGGAAUAGCAAGACGUGUGAUUGUCUUACACAAUGCACAAAAUCGUAAUGAAACAAACGAUAGACAUGUGUGUAUGAAUAUUAACAUAUCUGAUAAUUUGAUGUUAAUAUACUCUGUAUUUAUAACAUUUACACAAUGUAUUAUACCAUUGAUAACGAUGUAUACUAUAUAUAUAAGAAUCGGAUUGAAACUUUGGUAUGCCACACCACCUGGGAAUCCAGAGUGUUCACGUGAUCAAAAUUUACACCAUAAUAAAAUUAAGACAAUUAAGAUGAUAAUUACAAUUGUGAACGUAUUUGGAAUAACCUGGUUCCCAUUACAACUAUACAACAUUCAAAAUAUACCUAGUGAUAUUGAUUAUUAUAUUAAUAAUAUAUCGUUAUGGCUCACUAUGAAACACGGUUCCAGGUACAAACACAUUCGUCUCGUAUGGUUUUUCUGCGACUACUGGAUUGCUAUGACCAACUGCUGUUCGAAUCCCUUUAUUUACGCGCAUAUAACGUAAGUGAUAUGUGAUCGAUGUAUCGUCUUUUGUUUUUCCAAUAUUUCUGUUGCGCAGCUAGUCGAUUGCAGCUACGAGAGGCAGACGCAAGAAAUAACAAAUAUUAACCAACACAUAUGAACGUUUUUAU